Messenger RNA from Camelus dromedarius (Arabian camel), 5397 nucleotides. RefSeq names its product estrogen related receptor beta (gene ESRRB). Gene Ontology annotation, molecular function: nuclear receptor activity; zinc ion binding; steroid binding. Gene Ontology annotation, biological process: nuclear receptor-mediated steroid hormone signaling pathway; regulation of transcription by RNA polymerase II. The coding region runs from base 574 to 1875 and encodes 433 amino acids. The transcript has 9 exons. Lineage: Eukaryota; Metazoa; Chordata; Mammalia; Artiodactyla; Camelidae. The record is from RefSeq and is a predicted model, not a curated record. Gene Ontology annotation, cellular component: nucleus; chromatin.
CAGUAGGGUUAGUGGGCUCCAAGUCUCUGGUGCCCGAGUCUCCUCCACGGCUUCCCAUCCCUUCUGCCCGCUCGGAGUGUGUGCAUGAGUGGGAGCGCUGGGCUGUGCGCGCACGGCUCUCGGCCUCCCUCGCGCCCCGCCACGGCGCCUCCUCCCACUCUGCCUUCUCCCGCUCACUGUGCCCCUGCCCGGACUCGCACCUCGCCGGUGCCCUUCACUCGCUCUUCCGCGUGAUUUCCCCGCCGCCUUUCUCUACCAACUGGGAAUGCUAAAACGGGACUGAUGGACGUGUCAGAACUCUGCAUCCCGGACCCCCUCGGCUACCACAACCAAUGGGAGGAUUUGAGAGCUGCCAGCCACACAGACUGUUCAGGGUGCACACCAGGUCCUGCAGGGCCAGCUGGGCCAUGUGACCUGAUUCACACUCAGCCUGAAGCCUUCGUUAUUUUCCAUGUGCACACACAGCUUUCUUAAUCCCUCCAAGAAACCUACAAAGGAAGCCUGGGUGUCCCAUUUUCCAGAUGGAGAAAUUGAGGCUCAGAUUGGUAAAGUGCCAGUUGGCUGCUGAACAGAAUGUCCGCUGACGACCGGCACCUGGGCUCCAGCUGUGGCUCCUUCAUCAAGACAGAGCCGUCCAGCCCGUCCUCGGGCAUCGAUGCCCUCAGCCACCACAGCCCCAGCGGCUCGUCCGACGCCAGCGGCGGCUUUGGCCUGGCCCUGGGCGCCCACGCCAACGGUCUGGACUCGCCGCCCAUGUUCGCUGGCGCCGGGCUGGGAGGCACCCCAUGUCGCAAGGGCUACGAGGACUGUGCCAGUGGCAUCAUGGAGGAUUCGGCCAUCAAGUGCGAGUACAUGCUCAACGCCAUCCCCAAGCGCCUGUGUCUCGUGUGCGGGGACAUCGCCUCUGGCUACCACUACGGCGUGGCCUCCUGUGAGGCGUGCAAGGCUUUCUUCAAAAGGACCAUCCAAGGGAACAUUGAAUACAGCUGCCCGGCCACCAACGAGUGUGAGAUCACGAAACGGAGGCGCAAGUCCUGCCAGGCCUGCCGCUUCAUGAAAUGCCUCAAAGUGGGGAUGCUGAAGGAAGGUGUGCGCCUUGACCGAGUGCGUGGAGGCCGCCAGAAAUACAAGCGACGGCUGGACUCAGAGAGCAGCCCGUACCUGAGCUUGCAGAUUUCUCCUCCUGCUAAAAAGCCCUUGACUAAAAUUGUCUCCUACCUGCUGGUGGCUGAGCCGGACAAACUCUACGCCAUGCCUCCCCCCGGCAUGCCAGAGGGUGACAUCAAGGCUCUGACCACUCUCUGUGACCUGGCGGACAGGGAGCUCGUGGUCAUCAUUGGCUGGGCCAAGCACAUCCCAGGCUUCUCCAGCCUCUCUCUGGGGGACCAGAUGAGCCUAUUGCAGAGCGCCUGGAUGGAGAUCCUCAUCCUGGGCAUCGUGUUCCGCUCGCUGCCCUACGACGACAAGCUGGUGUAUGCCGAGGACUACAUCAUGGACGAGGAGCACUCCCGCCUGGCGGGGCUGCUGGAGCUCUACCGGGCCAUCCUGCAGCUGGUGCGCAGGUACAAGAAGCUCAAGGUGGAGAAGGAGGAGUUUGUGACGCUCAAGGCCCUGGCCCUGGCCAACUCAGACUCCAUGUACAUCGAGGACCUGGAGGCAGUCCAGAAGCUGCAGGACCUGCUGCACGAGGCGCUGCAGGACUACGAGCUGAGCCAGCGCCACGAGGAGCCGCGGAGGACGGGCAAGUUGCUGCUGACACUGCCCCUGCUUCGGCAGACGGCCGCCAAGGCCGUGCAGCACUUCUACAGCAUCAAACUGCAGGGCAAGGUGCCCAUGCACAAACUCUUCCUGGAGAUGCUGGAGGCCAAGGUCUGAUGGCCUGGCACGCGCGGACCGACUCCCGCCCGAGGACAGACAAACGGAUGGACCGACGCAGAGACCUCCACAGCCACCAGCCUCAACGUUCAAGUCCUGUAUCAUGGCCACGAGCAGUCCCAGAGAAAGGGACUUCGCCUCCCAGCUGUGUGCAGAGUCCUGGGUGCUGUGGGGCGGGGGAACGGGCAUGGGAGGGCAGGGCAUGGGCUCAUCUGUAACUGGCUUUUUCUUUGGUAUGUUUUUCCUUAGCCACAGGCAGUGCUGAGGCCUGGGCCAGGGCUGACUCCCAAGUGGCUUGGGACCGCUGAGGAAAUGCCCCCUCUUCCCACCAAAUUACCAAGAGGCAGCACACACCUUUCCUAACCCCACACUGCCCCCCAUUCCUCUGCCCAUGGUGCAGGGGUGGGCAGUGCUCAGCGCCCAGGACUCUGGCACACUCAGGUGGGGUACCUGACAGAGGUUUUCCUUUCUCAGAUGGCAGGUGCUUUCUUCCAGAGCCCCUGCCUACUCUGGGGUUCUGUGGGGCCCCUCAAGAGGCCCUACACCUUCCACAGUCCAGAUGCUCUCUCCCUCCCUCCCUCCCACCCUCCUUUCUAUCAGCUCCCGGCCCAGGCUCACAUCAAGAGAGUAGUUGCCAGAGCGCAUGCGUUUUCCUGGGCCCCGCAUCCCUCUGUGCACCCCCACCUGCUCUGCUCAUCACUCGUGUGCCAGGGCCAGCCUGUCAUCCCCCCUCAUCUCCCAGGAGUCCUGCUAGUACUUCCUGCCGUACCUCUUGAGUUCUCUCCCGCAGUAGGCUCAGCCAGCCAAGAUGGCCUCAGGGCCAUAGCUGGGAACUUUCCGGCUCCGAGAAGAGCAGGGUCCAGGAAGACACUCCCCAGUGCCCCACUUCUGCUUGCUGCUUCCCCUCCCUGUCAGCCUUCCCCGCAGGUCCAGAGCAGGUAGGCCUGUGGGAAGUAGGGGAUAUGCAGUGGCCUAGCCCUGUCUGAGGGCAACCUGGCACUAAUUCUAGGCUGGCAGUCCUGGAGGACCAGGGCAGGAUAGGGAGAGGCCCAAACCAAUCUUUGCUGAGCACAGAAAGGCCCAGAAGCAGAGAUGAACAGGCAGGGGAACCCGAAGACAGGGCCUUAGUGGAGGUCACCAGCCUGCCUGAUCUUUCCUGGCAUCCAGGGCAGUGGGUACCAGGAUGCCCCUCCCCCGCGUUCCAAAGGGCUGGAUGAGUCAGUGUAAUGGGAGGGGUUACUUCUGCCCCCUUGCUGCUCCUGCCACCCUUGGACUAAGGAGGUGUGGCCCAGCUCCCUGGGCACAUUGAGGCCCAGCUUUCUGAUGGGACACCCCCCAUCCCCUCCAGUCCUGGCUGUUAUGUAAGGUGACAGCCACCCCGGUUUGCCCAGGACUGGUUAUAGCACUGAAAGUUCCAUUUCCCAGGAAACCCCUCAGUCCUGGCCAAAUGGGGACAGUUGGUCAUGCAUGUCUGUGAGUGGCUAUGAAAGUCCAUUACAACACACUGGGGGAAGGGGACAGCCCUGAACAACCCAUCUGGUGCUCACAGGGUUGACUGACGGCAGCUUAGAGGAUCUCCCGAGGAUGGAGGGGCAUCGAGCAUGAUGGAAAAUGCUCCUUCCAAUCAGCUGCCCUCUAAAGCAGGGAUCAGACCAACCCCACCUGGGACACAUUCCUCGGGAAUCUACACCUCUUCUAACCCAACCUUUUUCCACCCCGAGAGGCAAGCAGAUCCCCCCGACCCAUCACUAGGAUCAGGAGGCCAAGUGCCCUCUCCCACAACUCCCAGCUAUUCCCAGGGAAGCGGCUACUGCUGGCUCCACGUCUCCGCUCCCAGACACCGCUCCUCCUGAACGUUCAUGCUGAGACAUGUUCAGGUCACCCUAGGCAGGAGGGUUCCCAGCAUCUGCUCUUGAAUAUCUUCACAUAGAAAAUAUCAGGGAUUUCAAGAGAUAUCACAGACCAGUGAGGUGUGCCCUCCUCCCUUUUGCCUGCAGGGACUCCAAGGCCACAGUCAGCACUGGGAUGAUCCAGGAUGCUUCAGCCCUAGCUCUUUGUGCAGUUUCCAAUCUGGGUGGACGGAUGCAUAGGCACCUCUAAGGGACCAGGGAUAAAACCCAAGCCUAACUUAACCGUUAGGGGCCGUGCCCUGAAGUCUGGACCAGAGAGAUCACACAGCGAGAGAACUUGGGGUCCACUCUGCAGGAGCCUCCCCUAUUCUCUCAUUAUGCUAUGUGCUCGAGGAAGUGGGGGAAGAGGGUCGCAUCUCAUCAUCCGGGCACCUGGUUCUCUGCAGUGUGACUUCCUGCUCAAGCAUGAGGACCUGUCAGCCGUGGCAGGGGCUAGUGCACAGCUGGCCUUUGCAGUCCACCUUUUUCAGGAAAAGCAUCUUCAGCUAACAGUGCAACUAGUUUGCAGUGAGUGGGUGUUCGGUACCCAGGAUAGCUUUGUCUCGCUGGAUCUAGGGCAGGUGUCGCAGCAUUAGAGCCCAUUUACAGCAGGGAGGGGGCGGUGGUCCUGAUGGCUUGGUGCCAGUGAGAUGGAUGCUGCUGCUUCUGCUGCUUUAAAAACUCCAGUGGCAGCAGGAAAUGUAUCAGUAACCAUGGGAAUGCUGUCCAGUGGGAAUGGCCCUGGUAUGUACGUGAUGGACUCUUUGACAUUGAGGGAAGUUUAGGAGCCAACUUAGUUGGAAACCUAGCCAGCUUUGGGAACUCCUGAAAAGAGGAGGGCCCUGACUUAGUAGGGGAUGGAGUGAGGAGAAUUUAGGACACCCUGUUCCCCAAACCCAGACAGAACAGAAAUGAAGUUUAUCCCCCAAAUCCACUGUUCCUGGAAAAUCUGUAAAGAGGAAAUAGCCCUUCUCAGUUGUACUCAUGAUACAGGUCAUUGAAAUGAACCAAGAAAUAAAAUGAAAAAAAUACAACCAUGGAGAAGGUGGUAUUGGCUGGGUUUUGUUUGCUCCCUGUAUCCCCACCCUUUCUAAAGAUUCUGGACUGGUUUUGCCACACGCGAACCUUGAUAGUGGCUCCCACUUUUUGCAUACAGAAAACUUCAGUGAUUUCCCAGGGCACAGUUUAAGAACCAAGUAGGAAGCGCUCAAGACCAGAGCAGGAAGCUGGGUGGGAAGGCAUCACAGGGCCUUAGAGGAGCCAGACUGCACGCACCCCUGCAUCGGGGACCACCCUUCCCUUCAGACUCCCCGCCACCCCCCCGCACAGAUGGGGGAAGGUGGAGGGGGGUUGUGGCGAGGGGAAGGAGUGACAAACUUGUGGCAAGAAGACAGGGGCCCGUGCCCAUGGAAGAGCACCAAAGAAAAGCACUAUGUGGAGAUUGUUUUAUUUUCGAAUAAUGAUGAUGCGGCUGGAACGGCUUCUUCAGAUGUAUAUGUUUUUUAAGUGGCGGUCCCUCGUUGCAUCACCUCCCUGUACGCACUCCCACCUCUGUACGUGUUCUCCCAAAUGCCCUAGGAUUUUUCCGUCCUGGCCCCGUGUAUCUGGAAUCUAAUAAAUAAGGAACGGCCUA